Anopheles coluzzii is the source of this 662-nucleotide messenger RNA. RefSeq lists its product as uncharacterized. The transcript has 2 exons. The record is from RefSeq and is a predicted model, not a curated record. NCBI's taxonomy places the organism in Eukaryota, Metazoa, Arthropoda, Insecta, Diptera, Culicidae. The coding region runs from base 240 to 602 and encodes 120 amino acids.
CAAAACACCCACUCGCCGAACAUCCGUGUUGCGUCGUGUGUGUCAUUUAGCUGUGCUUGAAUAGUUAUUCAAUUGCAGCAAAGAUCAAUCGAUAGAUACAGCAGCGUGUGUGAGGACGUUCCUGCUGCACACAGUUGCUGAAGUGUCCAGACAACUCGCUAGCCGCCUUUGGAUUGUUCGCAAUCUUAUCAAAAGCACACACGACAAAUCCGCCUCUUUCUCGCCGCCGUGUUGCUACUAUGAAGCAUCAACAAGUGGUACCGGACUAUGCGGCCAUGGUGAAAACUUCCGGCACGUGUCUCUGCUUGGUAUUUUCCGGAUGGGUACUAUUUAAACUAGUACAGGCCAUUUUCUGGCUACCGGGCUAUUUGGAAAAGAAUCAGGAACAACUGUAUCGCCGGGUCGAAGAACGAUCGAGAAUGUGGCCCGACGAGGAAGUUGAUGCAGUGAAGACCAGCUCAAAAGCACGUGACCACACGUCUGCUGAAUGUACCAAUAAGGAACGUUGUUUAGAUGAAGGCCCAACGAGCGAGACAAUUAUGGAAGAGAAGGGAGAAAAUGAUGCGGUGGAGUGUGAAGCCGACAACAAAAAGGAUAAAUAAUGAGGUUGCUAUUUGGAGGAUGAUAGUGGAAAUAUUAUAAAAUUAUUCAAACACAAUUCA